This is a messenger RNA of Neopelma chrysocephalum (saffron-crested tyrant-manakin), 274 nucleotides long. RefSeq names its product adenylate cyclase type 3-like. Lineage: Eukaryota; Metazoa; Chordata; Aves; Passeriformes; Pipridae. Gene Ontology annotation, molecular function: adenylate cyclase activity. The annotation marks the transcript as partial. The record is from RefSeq and is a predicted model, not a curated record. The transcript has 2 exons. Gene Ontology annotation, biological process: cAMP biosynthetic process; adenylate cyclase-activating G protein-coupled receptor signaling pathway; intracellular signal transduction.
CAUCCUGUUUGCGGACAUCGUGGGGUUCACGCAGCUGUCGUCGUCGUGCAGCGCCCAGCAGCUCGUCAAGCUCCUCAACGAGCUCUUCGCCCGCUUCGACAAGCUGGCGGCUAAACACCACCAGCUGCGGAUCAAGAUCCUGGGAGACUGUUACUACUGCAUCUGCGGGCUGCCGGAAUUCCGGGAGGAUCACGCCGUCUGCUCCAUCAUGAUGGGCCUGGCCAUGGUGGAGGCCAUCUCGUAAGGAAUUCCGGGAAUUCCGGAGGCGGGGAGG